UCCUGUCAGUUGGUCCUAUCUCUGCAGCAGUAGCUUUCUCCACUUCCUGAACACCUCAGCCGCUCCACGGUAUGUUUUCAUCCCGGUUGUCCCCGGAGCCUUUUCUAGCCUCAGCUCCGGUCUAGUAUCCGUCUCACAGCCCGGCUGCCUCCCGCUUUAAUCACGCUACAAACCGGAGUUUUGUGCUCCUGAGCCGGGGGAGCUAGCUAGCUUACCUGGGAGGUUAGCGGAGCGUUAGCCGAGCAGGCAGCGGGGCGAAGGCUCGGUCCGAGCGGCGGGCAGAGGGCAGAGGCAGCGCGCGCAGCAUGGCCGUUGGGAACCACAGCCAGGCGGUGGAGGAGAAGGCAGCGAGCCGGAGUCAGAGUGAAGUGAACAGGAAGUUGAAGUACAUCAGCCUGGCGGUGCUGGUGGUCCAGAAUGCAUCGCUCAUCCUCAGCAUCCGAUACGUCCGCACGUUGCCGGGCGACCGCUUCUUCACGACGUCAGCCGUCGUCAUGGCGGAGGUCCUGAAGGUCCUGACGUGUCUGCUCAUCAUCCUGCUGCAGAAGAGAUGCAACGUGAAGCAGACGGCGUUGUUCCUGAUGGACUCCAUCGUGUUUCAGUAUAAAGACACUCUGAAGCUGGCCGUUCCUUCUCUCAUCUACACGCUGCAGAACAACCUGCAGUACAUCGCCAUCUCCAACCUGCCGGCCGCCACCUUCCAGGUGACGUACCAGCUGAAGAUCCUGACCACGGCUCUGUUCAGCGUGAUGAUGCUGAGGAAGUCUCUGUCCAGAGUCCAGUGGGUGUCUCUGGUGCUGCUGUUCGCCGGAGUCGCCAUCGUACAGGUGGAGCAGGAGGGGAAGAAGGAGGCGUCUGUGUCGGGCAGCUCCAACCAGAACUACACCGUCGGUCUGGUGGCCGUGGUGAUCAGCUGCCUGUCGUCAGGCUUCGCCGGCGUUUACUUUGAGAAGAUCCUGAAGGGCAGCUCUGCGUCCGUCUGGGUGAGGAACGUGCAGCUGGGGAUCUUCGGCAUGGCGCUCGGCAUGCUGGGACUGUGGUGGAACGACGGGGCGGCCAUCGCCGAGCGCGGCUUCCUGUUCGGCUACACCGGCAUGGUGUGGUGCGUGAUCUUCAACCAGGCGUUUGGCGGGCUGCUCGUGGCCGUGGUGGUGAAGUAUGCCGACAACAUCCUGAAGGGCUUCGCCACGUCUUUCUCCAUCAUUGUUUCCACGGUAACGUCCAUCUACCUGUUCGGCUUCCACGUGGACCUGCUGUUCACGGCGGGCGCCGGGCUGGUCAUCGGCGCCGUCUACAUGUACAGCCUCCCCAAAACGGCCGGCGGCGCCGCGUCCUCGAGCACCACCAACGCGGCUUCCUCGCCGUCUUUGGCGUCGACGCGGACGGACGUCGCCCCCGAGAUGGAGGCGUUCCUGCCAAAGUCAGUGCUGAGCGAAGGAAGGCGUAGCGUCUCUCCCGCUCGCCGUCCGCAUGCCAGACUAACCGCUCAAAGCCCAACGGGACGAGGAGGAAGGAGCUGCAGCGUCUCAGAAACCCUGACCGCCCGUCUGUCUGUCCAUUUCCUGUCUCGCCCUCUCUGCCUUAAAACUCUUCACUUUACUAACUGACUGACACGAGGGGAAGCUGAGUGUUGAUAAUGUUGAUUUGUUGUGGGUUUCCUGCUGGAGGCGAGCCUGCCGUCUGAUUGGAUGUUUUCACUGUGCAGCCCGCAACGCCAGGCGAAUAAUGUUUCCCCUGCAACAGGUUUUUGUCAGGAAUGAAAGGGAUGAUUGAUAUUCUUUUCAUCCAUCGGGGUUCAACGUUAAGGUCGGUUUUUUACGCGUUCAGUCGGGCGAUGAGAGAAGAUUCUGCUUGCCUGAAGUCAGUUUUUAUGCGACUGGCCUUCUACGCAAAUAGUUUAUUUUCCAACAAAACACGUGGAAAGAAAUGUUUAAAAAAAACAAAAGAAAGUCCUGACAAAAAGCGC
Sander lucioperca (pikeperch) is the source of this 1966-nucleotide messenger RNA. It is a transcript of the gene slc35a2, whose product is annotated as solute carrier family 35 member 2. Gene Ontology annotation, cellular component: Golgi membrane. The coding region runs from base 306 to 1607 and encodes 433 amino acids. Lineage: Eukaryota; Metazoa; Chordata; Actinopteri; Perciformes; Percidae. Gene Ontology annotation, biological process: pyrimidine nucleotide-sugar transmembrane transport. Gene Ontology annotation, molecular function: UDP-galactose transmembrane transporter activity. The transcript has 6 exons. The record is from RefSeq and is a predicted model, not a curated record.